Huiozyma naganishii CBS 8797 is the source of this 1350-nucleotide messenger RNA. It is a transcript of the gene RTT106, whose product is annotated as Rtt106p. Lineage: Eukaryota; Fungi; Ascomycota; Saccharomycetes; Saccharomycetales; Saccharomycetaceae. The record is from RefSeq and is a predicted model, not a curated record. Gene Ontology annotation, molecular function: histone binding; nucleosome binding. The transcript has a single exon. Bases 1 to 1350 code for a protein of 449 amino acids.
AUGGGGUCAUUUUUAGGUGAGUUGCCCGAGGCAUUAAGUGCCAAAAUCACGAAAAUCACCACAGUGCUACCGGAUUCUUUGUCGAUAUUUGAGGAGCUAUACACGUUUGGUAAAUCAAGAGGCGUCGUUGAGCAGGAUCUUAAGAGACGGAAGCUGGAUAACGGGAGUGGGGAAAAUGGGGUGGCAGGUGCUGAUGGUAUACCAGACUCAGAUGUUAUCUUCCAACUCAACGACGUAUCGGUACUCUCACCAUUGAGGAAAAAACUGAAUUUUGUCUUACACCUUUCCCAAAGAGAUCGGAGGCCGAGUUUGUCCUUACGAAGGAACGAUCUGGUUGAAUUUUACAUAGAGGGACUGGGGGGGGCCAUUGAAUUGGCCGUGUUUUUACCGGUCCCAGAAAAGUCCAAUAUUGUGUAUCUUUUCAUCAAGUAUCGCAGUAGCGAGAAAUCCAAGUACUCGGAGCCAAUAUUGCUUGCUCUCAACAAAGCUGCUGUAUUACAACAGUUCCAUGACUCCGCAUUGCUGGAGCAAUCUAUUACGGACUUCAAUAAGUGCGUAGAGUACAUGAGAAAACAGGCUAUUUUGACAGGUUUCAGAAUUGCCGAUCCGUUCAGCAACAACACAGCAACAGAUCUGCAUUCCUUCCACCUUGAGUGCCACAGAGGUACAAAAGAGGGCACUUUGUACUUCCUUCCAGAUCUCGUCAUAUUUGGGUUCAAGAAACCGAUUCUGUUAUUUAAUUCAAAGGACAUUGAAUCGAUCACGUACUCCUCGAUUACAAGAUUGACGUUUGAUAUGACAUUGAUGACAAAGGAAGGUGGCAAGUACGAGUUUUCCAUGAUUGAUCAAAGCGAAUACGGGAAGAUUGAUGAAUAUGUCAAGAGAAAGCAAGUGGAGGAUAAGUCUAUGAGCGAAGAAUUGAAAUAUAAGUCGAAGAAGAAAACAGCAACGGAUGGAGAUGGUACAGAAACACCUUCUGCUUUACGGGAAGCUGCAAUCCAAAUGGGCGAGGGAACCAAUAUAAAUAAUGUCCCCAUUGACUCAGACGAUGAAGAAGACGACGCCAACUUUGAAGGGGGAAGUGAUUUGUCCGAUGGUAGUGGCAGUGAAAGUGAAAGUGAAGGUGACAGUGAAGACAACGAUAGCGAGGAAGAAGAGGAAGACAAAAACAACGGUAUAGAUUUAAAGGAGGAGGUUAAGCAGGAGCAACUACCACAAAGAUUGAAAACCAGUGUUGUCAAUAAUCACAAAGAUGUGCCGGCACCAAAACGUGAAGUGCCCCAUUUUGUAGACAUUCCGAUAGAAGUAGACGAUGAUGACGAUGAGGAUAAUUCCGGUGUCGAAUAUUAA